Molecule: messenger RNA, 3051 nt
Organism: Schizophyllum commune H4-8
Lineage: Eukaryota; Fungi; Basidiomycota; Agaricomycetes; Agaricales; Schizophyllaceae
Exons: 10
Coding region: 1-3051 (1016 amino acids)
Biological process (GO): RNA 3'-end processing
Molecular function (GO): nucleotidyltransferase activity
Source: RefSeq, a predicted model, not a curated record
AUGGCUUCCGCGAUGGCCUAUACCCACACCAACAGUCACCCCUUCACCCGCGAGUCCCCGCCAGCCGCGGUGGCGGCGGCGCGGCCUAACGUCAAGCUGCGGUAUCUCGCAGACCUCUCCCACUGCCUGUUCGACUUCGUCAUCCAGCUCCUCCCGACGGCGGAGGAGAUGUCUGUGAAGGAGGACGUCCGCAAGCUGCUGGAGCGGCUGAUCCGCACUAUCGAGCCUGAGAGCCGCCUGCUGUCCUUCGGGAGCACCGCGAACGGCUUCAGCCUGCGUAACUCUGACAUGGACCUCUGCUGCCUGAUCGACUCGGGCGAGCGCCUAUCCGCCUCCGACCUCGUAACGAUGCUGGGUGAUCUACUCGAACGGGAAACCAAGUUUCACGUAAAGCCACUCCCUCACGCGCGCAUCCCCAUCGUCAAGCUCUCCCUCGACCCAUCCCCCGGACUGCCGCUCGGCAUUGCCUGCGAUAUCGGCUUUGAGAACAGGCUCGCGCUGGAGAACACCCGCCUUCUCAUGUGUUACGCCAUGAUCGAUCCUACGCGCGUUCGCACCCUCGUCCUCUUCCUCAAAGUAUGGAGUAAACGACGGAAAAUAAACUCGCCGUACAAGGGCACCUUGUCGUCCUACGGCUAUGUUCUUCUCGUCAUCUUUUUCCUAGUACAUGUUAAGAAUCCUGCUGUCCUACCCAACUUGCAGCAGAUGCCCCCUCUUCGCCCAAUAUCCAAGGAGGAUACUCAUCUAGGCGACAAGAACAUAUGGUUCUUCGACGACAUCGAUGUCCUCCGCCAGCGUUGGCACUCGGAAAACACGGAGAGCGUGGCCGAGCUGCUGAUUGACUUCUUCCGGUACUACUCCAAGGAUUUCCUCUAUAAUACCGGCGUCGCAUCUAUUCGGGCGGGAUUGCUCAAGAAGGACGCUAAGGGAUGGCAAAACGACCUCUCCCCUGGCCGCGUCAACGAUGCGCGCGAGAGGAAUAGACUUUGCAUCGAGGACCCCUUCGAGACCGACUUCAAUGUCGCGAGAUGCGUGACCAAGGAUGGUCUAUACACAAUCCGUGGAGAGUUUAUGCGCGCAUCACGCAUUCUGCAAGUGCGCCCAGACCGCGCCAUCGUCGCCAUAGCCGAGCUCUGCGCAGAGCGCAAGGACGAGGACCUUGUCUCCGCGCCGCCGGCCCGCCCGCCGAACGUACCGCCGCAGACGCCGUAUACGGUGGGGAGCAACUUGCGACCGAAGGGUGCGCCGCCGCCGGAUAACUUCUCGCCUCCGCCGCUAUUUGCGCCGGGCCCGAGGUUUGUGAAUUCAGCGCAGGUGUCGCCGCGGCCCCCGCCCGAACACAUGGCGCCCAAGCGGGCGAAGUGGACGAGUCCGCCACCGCCAGACGCGCCACCGUCGGACCACAAACUGUAUGAGACGUCCUUGGGCAAGUCACUAGAGCUCGCGACGUCGAGCAUGACGGCCCGCGAGAGGGACGAAGACUCGUCGGGGAACAGCGAGCUAGUCGAAGAGGGAGAACGUUCGGACGCUGCCGAGUCUGAUGUGCACUCGGUACAUUCGGAAGCCGGCGGCAGGCGUAUCUCCUGGCAAGAACUAACGGCGAGCGCCGCUCAAGUUGGCAUGAGCCCCAACGCCUUCAUCGACCUCCAUGCUUCUGGUCGCGGACGUCCCAAGCACCACCAUGCAAAGGCACCCACGGACUUUUCGCCAGCGCCGCAAUCUGCGGUGGAACCCUCGCUCUCCGCGAAGGAGUUCGCCCGAAGAUCUAUCUCAGGGCCCGCACGCCCUCUCAACAAGGCCGGGCAGCAGAACCACUCGCCGCCUCAGGCGCAUGGCUCGCCCAUAUCCCUCACAUCUACGCUCAACCUUCCGCCCUCCCCUGUAUCACCACCGAAGGACCUACAGCAUAAUCUCCGUACCACAAUGGACCUGUCUAAUUCGGCAACUGUAUUCUAUCAGACGACCGUUCCUCGGUCGCCCGUGCCUGUCAUAUACCCCGUGCACGGCUCGCCGCACCUCGUCGCGCCCUACUACACACACUUUGCCUACCCGACGCCGCCGCACGACGUUCUCACCGGCUCCACCCACGACGCGCUGACGCGCACGGGCCUACAGCCCUCGCUGAGCCAUCGUAAGGCGCCCACGGACCUCACUUGGUCCGCGAAAGAGGAUGGCCGACGACAUACGUAUGGGCCGGGCCCGCUGACGCCCACGCCAGCGUCUUAUCACCAAGCGAACGCGCAGGGAGUGGGCACGAUGACACCGCCGCCGCUUACGACGAAGUUCUCGAUGCAGGGGUUGUCGGGCGGGUACGCGGGGCCGUCGACGCCUCCAAUGUCCGGGAAGCCACCGAGGAUGCAUUCCGGCGGAUCUCCCAAUAUGCGCUCGCCGGUGCUGUCGGGGCUUGGACCCCACGGAAAUCGCGUCGCGCUGUCGAAUCAGCCGCCUCACCAGCACCAGCACCAGCACUCACAACCGCACUCGUCGCCGCGUAUGCAGCAUUCGUCGCCUCGCAUGCCGCACAAGCGCUCCUUCCAGAAGCGACGGCACAGUCCGCAGAUCGGGAGCAGCCCGCAGAUGGGGCACCAUAGUCCCCAGCUGGGAGCGCAAAGUCCGCAUAUGGCGCCUUCGCCAACGCUGUCGGCCGCGGCGGCCGUCCCAAUCCCGUCCUCGAGCAGGGUGUCGCCCAGUCAUGGAUCUCCCUUGCUCGGCUCGCCGUCACCAUCGUCGAUGGGUUACGCGGCCUCCUCGUCACGAUCACCAUCGCCGGUGCCGGGGCCAGACUCGCCUGCGUCGAGGUCGAACAUAUCCUUGAGGUCUGGACCUUCCUCACUGCCGCGAUCGCCUGUCCUAUCGCCGCACUCAUCUCUGCUGCCAAGUCCGCCGCCUCUGAGCGGCGCACCCACGCCACCAGACGAAGCGCUUGCGGAGAGGGUGGCGCGGAUAGAUAUCUCGCUACCUCCACCGAAGAAGGACAAUGCGGUCGUCGAGGAAAGUGCUGUGCGCUCCGACGUGCAACCUGCAGCACAAGCUGGAGAACGCGCACGAUAG